Molecule: messenger RNA, 3410 nt
Organism: Salvelinus namaycush (lake trout)
Lineage: Eukaryota; Metazoa; Chordata; Actinopteri; Salmoniformes; Salmonidae
Product: lysophosphatidylcholine acyltransferase 2-like
Exons: 13
Coding region: 460-2034 (524 amino acids)
Cellular component (GO): endoplasmic reticulum
Molecular function (GO): calcium ion binding; 1-acylglycerophosphocholine O-acyltransferase activity
Source: RefSeq, a predicted model, not a curated record
GUUCGAUCCCGGGUAGGGGCGAGGGUACGGACGAAAGUUGAACUGUUACAUCUGUGCAGUCAAAGAUUUCUUUAAUUUUAGGUAAUUCAAAGUGGUCAGGUAUUCUGCCACGGUGUACUCUGUUUAGGGUUAAAUAGCAUUCUAGUUUGCGCUGUUAUUUUGUAAAUUCUUUCCAAUGUGUCAAGAACUUAUAUAUUUGGUUUCACCCCACCACUGCGCACUAGGCAAAAUGUUACAAUCCCACGUAAACCCAGUGCAGUAGGUGGGGCCUAAAAGUAAUCGGAGGCAGAGUGCCAGAUCACUCUCGUCCUCGCUCUACGGUUGUUGUGAACGAUGUUAUCGCAGCAUUCGAAGAGCGAACAGAAUUCGCAAGAUUCGAAUCGAGGAAGUGGGGUGAUUGCAGAACUACUGUGCAAUUCUAAAGCUCCUUGACGCCAUACCGCGACCCGAGCGAGAAGAAUGACUCCCCGGAGCGUGUUCGCGCUACCCAGGCAGCAAUCCCUGUUUCUUCCCGCCGUCCUUAAUCCUUUUGUGCAGGAGGUGAAAUUGGCCAACGCUGACAUUAUCAAAUGUGUAUUCCGGGGAAUCUUCCUGGUGCCUAUCCGUGCCAUCUUCCUGACUCUGGUUCUCGUGGUAACAUGGCCUGUUGCUGUCAUAAUAACAUUCUUGCACCCUCUUAAAGGAGCGGUGGCGCCCAUGACCGGAUGGAGACGGUUCAUGUGUCGGCGUGUGAUGGCGUUCCUGGGGAGGUCCUACUACUUCUUCAUGGGCUUCAGGGUGGUGGUGAAGGGCCAGCAGGUGAGCAGUGCAGAGGCCCCCAUUCUGGCAGUGGCCCCACACUCCACCUUCUUUGAUGGCAUUGUGUGCAUCGUAGCAGGCCUGCCCUCCACUGUGUCCCGCACUGAGAACCUCGCCACUCCUAUAUUCGGCAGGUUUGUGCGGUGUCUCCAGCCGGUGCUGGUCUCCAGACAGGACCCAGACUCCCGUAAGAACACCAUUAUGGAGAUAGACAGCAGAGCCAAGUCUGGAGGCUGCUGGCCACAGAUCCUGGUCUUCCCUGAGGGGACUUGUACAAAUCGCUCAUGUCUCAUCACUUUCAAACAAGGUGCCUUCGUCCCUGGGGUCCCGGUGCAGCCUGUGGUCAUGAGAUAUCCCAACAGACUGGACACUGUGACUUGGACUUGGCAAGGCUUCAGCUCGAAAACCCUGCUGCUUCUCACUCUGUCUCAGCUCUACACCAAUGUAGAGAUAGAGUUUCUUCCUCCAGUUACCCCUACUGAGGAGGAAAAGAAAAGACCUGUGCUGUUCGCCAGGAGAGUACGAAAUGUUAUGGCCCAGGCCCUGGGUGUGCCAGUGACGGACCACACAUAUGAGGACUGUAGACUGAUGAUCUCAGCUGGGGAGCUCACCCUGCCAAUGGAGGCUGGUCUAGUGGAGUUCACUAAGAUCAGCCAAAAACUUGACCUGAAGUGGGACAACGUGAAGAAGGAGCUGGAGGGCUUUGCAGCCGUGGCCUGCUCCUGUAAAGGAGGCCGCAUCACCAUCCAGGAGUUCGCCAGCUUCCUCAAGCUGCCCAUCAGCCCCGCCCUGCAGGAGCUGUUUGCUCUCUUUGACAGGGAUGGAGAUGGCACCAUUGACUUCAGAGAGUAUGUCAUCGGUGUAACCAUCUUAUGUCGGCCAGCUAACACCGAAGAGGUCCUCCGCACAGCUUUCCAGCUGUUUGACACUGACGAGGACCAAAGAAUCACGCAUGAAGAGUUCUCCUCCAUGCUUCGCUCUGCACUAGGCGUGUGUGACCUCAACGUCUCCAAACUCUUUAAGGAGAUAGAUACAGACAGCUCUGAAUUCAUCACUUUCUCCGAGUUCCAGGCGUUUGCCCUGAACCACCCAGAGUAUGCCAAGCUGUUCACCACCUACCUGGAGCUCCAGCGGUACCAGGCCCUCCAGGGGGUGGAGUCAGAACUCUCCUCCACCAAUCACGUCUCCUCUGAGGACAACCAGGAAGAGAGCAUCUCUGACAAGAAGGACGACUAAGUCUGAGGCAGAGACUGUCGUUGUGUUCGAGAGCAUUACCAUAUAUUUUGCUCAGUAGCUGAUCACUGGCUGAUCUAGCUGCAAACUGACUGAUAUACUGUUAAUAAUACAGUUAUUUAAGAUCCAAGGUGAUUUGUUGAUCAGUAAGUCUGCAGUUGCUGACUGCAAUGUUGUCGAUCUAGAUCAUGUACAGAGACGGAACUCUUUUUGAGCUCUCAGUUGAAUACACAGACAGACAAACUACUGAUGAACCACAACAGGGUCUUUUCUAUUGCGUUGAUUUUAGAGAACUGGAACCUCGUUUUGACAGCAUAGCAAAGUAUUGUGUUGACCACAUAGGAAAUAGGAUGAUGUAUGUUUAAAUUAAUGUUGCUUUUUUGCAAAAAUAAAUAUAUUUUUUGCUUAAAUUCUUUCUAUGAUUUUUUUGUGCCUUAAAAAGAAUUGUAAGUGAGGUUUGUAAGAGCUAUUGUUUGUGUUUCUGUACAGAUGGGGUGGAAUCAUAGACCUCCAAGUAUAUUUUUUCAGAUCCUUGUUGAUGGCAGAAUGUGGUCAUAGGAAGGAUGAACAAUAUACGGAUAUCCACUUAAUCCUAAUGAUUUUAAGAAGUUGCUCAUAGCAAUGUUGAACUUUUUGCCAAUGUUUUUUGUAGAUUCCCCUGCUGAUUUUUAUUUAAGGCAUCCCAUUGUUUUGUCAUAGUUUUGCCUCUUCAGAUGAAAACCCAACUACAUAGUGCCAGCCCAUAAUGUAUGUAAAUGACCUGGAUACCCUUCUGAGAUGACUGUAUCCUGUACUCUUUAAUGUGUCUACCUGUUCACCUCUGUUUUCCACAGAGUUUCCUUGAAGAUAACUGGAAAGGCUGCCAAACGUUGCUUUUGUAUGAGUUGAAAGUCUUUAAUGUAUGACUGGAUUGCAGAAAACAUCAUUAAUACCCGCUUUUUCUAAUGAUAUCAACCCAAUCUGGCAACCCAGCAAAGGAGCAAUAAUACAAGCUAUAAGGAUACAUGCUGUGCUUGACAGUUUUUCCACUGCUCAGGGAUACACUGUAAGUAGUGCUGCUGUAUAAUUAGCUAAGGCUUUUGCUUUGCAUCUGUUUCGAUUUGCAUUUCCAUUGAAGAGUGAUGUUGCUGAGGCAGCAGUGGAACCUUAUGGCUUUAGCCAAACUAAAGCCCGAGCAUCUACUGGAAAAUAAGGCAAUUUGUGAGCAAAAAGGCAAGUGUGCCUAGUAAUACAUACCCCCUGGAAUACACUGUUGUAUGGUUUCAAGUUAACUAGCGUGCAUUGUUAUUUAUUUAGCAGAGCGCGUUGUUGCAAUUAUGUUAAUUUUUGUGAACACAGCAAACUUUAUUUUUUUGCAAUAAAAUCCACUACAAUUUUAA